Myzus persicae (green peach aphid) is the source of this 1872-nucleotide messenger RNA. RefSeq lists its product as uncharacterized. The transcript has 2 exons. Bases 902 to 1633 code for a protein of 243 amino acids. The record is from RefSeq and is a predicted model, not a curated record. NCBI's taxonomy places the organism in Eukaryota, Metazoa, Arthropoda, Insecta, Hemiptera, Aphididae.
AAUAUUGUUAUCGGAUGACUGUGCGAGAGCCUUGAGUCGUGACCCGUUACUUUACGCGAAAGACGCGGUCGUUCGAACCCGUUAUUGUUUUUAUGUUUUCGCAGUUCCGAUUCGCGCACGACCUAAUGCGUCAGACUAUACGUGUAUAUAUAUAUUAUAUUUAAUAGCAGCUUGUCCAGCCUGACGAAUCUCGGUUCACGUAAAAUAAUAUUAUUUACCGUAACCGCAGCGCGCAAGGCACGAACCAAGACGCCGUUAUCUUUAAGCCGCCCUUAUCACUCCCCCGAUACAACAACAACAAAUUACAACAACUUACUAUUCAACGUUACGACGCGAACCGAUAAUAUCGGAUAUUGAUAUCCCAGACCCCUGUAAGUUCCGUCCCAACACUAACGAGUAGACGGAUGAUAACAACGAUAACGUCGAUAACAACGAUAAUAACAAUAACAACGAUAACAACGAUAAUAACAACUAGGAACUACAGAAAAUAUACAGCCUCGCUCGGUAGUCGAUAAUAUCCGCGUCACCUUCGACUGCUACGUGUGCGAAGCGAAUAGCGAUGUUCACUCGGAUCAGCCUCGGUUGCGUUUGAAAAUGAACGCCCGCCGUUCCGUCGCCUCCGAGUCAACCCUUCGCUGCAGCCGUCGUCACGUUGUCGGACGAACUGUCCGUGGGAGAAAGCGUACUGUUGUACCCGCAUUCCGCGAUCCUUAAAUGCGUCGUUGUUUGCGACGUCCUUUUAUGCUGUUCAGUCCAAUGUUUCGAAGCACACAGGAUUUAUGAUCAAUUGUUAACAAUACAGUGAACAAAGACAAUUGGUAUCAAAUUUAUACAUUCAACUCAUUAUAAUAAUUUGAAGGUUUAAAUUUCUUUUUAAAAAUAAGUAUCAUUGAUCAUAUCAAUGAAGAAAUCUAUGGUCUUAACAGCUUAUAAGCCUAGAAUAUUAAGAAAUGGUAAGAUUGUGAUUUCAAAAAAAAAAAAUACAAUUCGAAAAAAGCCUGCUCCAAAGGAAAAGAUAAACAAUAAAUUAUCUUUUCUUAAAACAAGUUCAAAUGAUAUAAUUAAUUUAAAUGUUAAAAAUAAAAAUGAUAUGAUGGUUGCUUCUAAUUAUAACCAUAUUAUACUUGACAAUCGUAAUUUAUAUGUAAUGCUUACUAAAUUACCACCGUCAAUAAGCAAUAGAAAUCUGUUUGAUCAUAACAAUAAUAACAAUAAUAAAAAUUAUACAAAAUUAGAAGAUUAUAUUCAAUCAAAUGAACUACAAAUAUACAAUAAGCUUGAACCAAAGAUAGAAAAAUGUCAUAUGUUAACUACAAGAAAAGAAACCAAACAGACACGUAUAACAUCAGACUCUUUUAAUAAUAAAAGUGUUUUAAAAUCUACAACAAGUGAUCAUUCAGUAGCUAAUCAAACUCCUGAUGUACGAAUUACACGUGGAAAAUCAGUCAAGCUUCAAACAGAAGAAAGAAAACAAUUGGAUCAAAUAAUUUUUGAUAAAUUUCCUAACAAUACAUUCAAAAUGUUUGCUAUUAAAUUACACGAUAUUAACGAAGAAGUAAAAUUCCUCCGGACACUUGGAUUGAUAUGUCGUUUUAAAUGUCCCUUUACGUGUAAGAUUAAAAAAAAAACAUAAUAUGUUUUACUUUUGUAUUGUCACAAAGUUAAAUCAUUUUUAUAUUUAUCUUAGUUUUAAUUUACCUAGGUAAUUAAGUAUGCUGUUUAAUAGAAGAAGAUUUUUAAAUGUUUUUUGUUACAAAAAAUUAAUUAGAUUUAAUAUAGGCUCGGUCUGGAUCAAUGAACUUUUAAAUUUAAAAACUACUUUAUUAUUAUUUAACUUUAUAUAUUGCUUAUGUAUUAUAUAAUGUAUUGAUU